Mya arenaria is the source of this 1468-nucleotide messenger RNA. RefSeq names its product cyclin-J-like. Gene Ontology annotation, molecular function: cyclin-dependent protein serine/threonine kinase regulator activity. Gene Ontology annotation, biological process: mitotic cell cycle phase transition; regulation of cyclin-dependent protein serine/threonine kinase activity. The record is from RefSeq and is a predicted model, not a curated record. Bases 125 to 1468 code for a protein of 447 amino acids. The transcript is spliced from 9 exons. NCBI's taxonomy places the organism in Eukaryota, Metazoa, Mollusca, Bivalvia, Myida, Myidae. Gene Ontology annotation, cellular component: cytoplasm; cyclin-dependent protein kinase holoenzyme complex; nucleus.
GUUUUAUACGGUGGCGGGUUUUAAAGACUUCCUGGAUGAAAGUUUAUGAAAUGCUUUGAUUUGAAAAAUAGAUUAUUGCAGAUGAUAUGUACACAUAGGUGCCACAGAUCAAAAAGAGGCGAGGAUGACUGUAGAACAGGAGUGGUGGCGGAACAAGCUAGCUGAGGACAUCUACGCCACAUUGCGGCUCAAAGAACAGACACUUCCACACUUCCAGGGUGUGUCCCCGCAGCUGUGGAUCCGUCGGCACCUGGUGGACUGGUUGUCUAUGAUCGUGGGUGAGCUGGAUAUUUGUGCAACAGCCCAGCACCUGGCUGUGUACCUGCUGGACAUCUUCAUGGAGGGACUAGAGGUGGAGCUAUGCUACCUUCAUCUGGUGGCCCUCACAUGUCUCUUACUGGCAGUGAAGUUUGAGGAGCACUGUGAGCACGUGCCGUUGUACAGCACACUGAACUCGUACGUGCAUGUGAACCAGUACAACGGUGGUCAGCCAUAUACAGCACGCCAGUUUCUUCAGAUGGAGCUGAACAUUCUCAGGUUCACAAACUUUGAGCUUUGUGUGCCCACUGUACCUCACUUCCUCCCAUACUUUCUCAAGGUAGCAGUAGACGAAGAUGACCUCCGUGACGGUAUACCCAUCUCCUCAAAACUGACUGUGGAGACCCACCUGGAGAAACAUGCAGCAUACUUCCAGGAAAUUGUACUUCAAGAUCCAAUAUAUCGUGACUACCCACCAUCCCAGGUGGCAGCCUCCUGUGUGGCCGCCGCCCGAAUCUGUCUUCACCUCACGCCAACCUGGCCCAAACAGCUUGAACUCAUGACAGAUUUCUACCUAGAGCAGCUCUUGCCGUGCCUGAAGGCCAUGCUGGGAACUCAUCAGCGAGACUCAGCCUCUACAACAGCAGUGGGAGGAAGUCUUCCUAGCCAGAGUUACCUCCCAUCCAUCUCCAGUGUUCAACAGAGUUACUCCCCUUUACACACACAAUUAUCAAAGAGUAAUCCUUCCUCACAACGUCAGACUGUAGACAGCCAUAAUCCAUUAACUCAUACUAGUUACAAGAGUUGUGCCCCUUCAUCCACAUCUCAACGUACCAGUGCUUUCCAGAGGUACAAACCUUACCAGAAAUCUGGGUACCUACCAACAAACCUGCCACGUGAACAGGUCAUUGUUGGAACACUUAACCCCGCUGAGUUCCAAGGACCAGGAUAUUCAAAUGCCAACGUUUAUUCAAAUGAUGGUGCUUUUUCACAUAAUGGUGCUAAUAUUGCUAACAGUGCUUUUAGACAUUUUGGUGCGCAUGACGUUGCUGUUCACUCAAGUCGGCCAUGCCGCUUUAAACAACAAUCAGAAACCCCAGAGUUUGCUGCCCUUGUGGCGCCACCUGAGCGUAAAGAGUGCAAGCCUAACUCUAACGUGCCGGCGACUUCUCUUAGCCGACCGACCAAACACUCUCGAGCCCUAGUGUAA